AUGUCCCUGAAGGACGGCUGCAUUGCCGAGUACGUCUGGAUCGACGGCUACAAUGGCCUCCGUAGUAAAGCUCGCAUGCUCUCCGAGCCGCCGUCCAAAUUCUCCGACCUCCCCGAGUGGAACUACGAUGGCAGCUCCACCAACCAGGCCCCUGGAGUCAACUCGGAAGUAAUCAUCAAACCCCAGGCAAUCUACCCCGAUCCCUUCCGCGGUACCCCGCACAUUCUCGUCAUGUGUGACACCUAUACGCCCGAAGGAGAGCCCAUUCCAACAAACACUCGCUACGAGUGCGCUAUUGCCAUGGAUACCAUCAAGGAACAGGAACCGUGGUUCGGCCUGGAGCAGGAAUAUUUUUUGAUCAACCCGGCCACGGGUAAGCCCAUCGGCUUUCCGGAGGAGGGUGAGCCGGAGCCUCAGGGACCGUACUACUGCGGCGUGUCUGGUUCCAAGAUGUUUGGUCGCGAUAUUGCCGACGCUCACUUCAAGGCUUGUGUCUAUGCUGGCAUCAAGAUUUCAGGUACCAACGCUGAGGUCGCCCCUGGCCAAUGGGAGUACCAAGUUGGUCCGGCAAUAGGCAUUGAGCAAGGAGACAUGCUCUGGAUGUCUCGCUAUCUUUUGGAACGCAUCGCUGAAAUGAAGGGCAUUGACGUCAACUACGACCCCAAGCCGGUCAAGGGAGACUGGAAUGGCUCUGGCUGCCACUCCAAUUUCUCCACCAAAGCCAUGCGCGAGCCUGGUGGGUACGAGGGUGCCAUUGUCCCCGCCCUUGAGAAACUGGGCAAGAAGCACGCCCAACAUAUCGCCGCCUAUGGCUCGGGCAAUGAGGAGCGCCUCACGGGCCGCCAUGAGACUGCCUCAAUUGAGGAAUUCAAGUGGGGAGUCGCCGAUCGUGGUGCCUCGUGUCGUGUUGGAAGCGACACCGCGGAGAAGGGCUGUGGAUACUUUGAGGACCGUCGCCCUGCCGGUAACUGCGACCCGUAUGUUGUUACCAAGAUGUUGGUGCAGACCUGCUGCAUUGAUCCGUAG
Chondrus crispus (carragheen) is the source of this 1026-nucleotide messenger RNA. RefSeq lists its product as hypothetical. Bases 1 to 1026 code for a protein of 341 amino acids. NCBI's taxonomy places the organism in Eukaryota, Rhodophyta, Florideophyceae, Gigartinales, Gigartinaceae. The transcript has a single exon. Gene Ontology annotation, molecular function: glutamine synthetase activity. Gene Ontology annotation, cellular component: cytoplasm. The record is from RefSeq and is a predicted model, not a curated record.